AUGGUGGAACACGAGCAAGAUUGGAUCACAGUGGCAAGGCCCCAUGAUGGUGAAAAUAUUCUGGUUUCUGGGCAAGUUGCUCGCCCAGAAUGUUCCCACACUCGAACAAUCACCAUGUUUUUGACUGGGAGGUCCCUCCCACACUUCAAAAAGAAGUCUAGCACCCCGGCUCCUGCAACCAAACAUUUAUCCUUGAGUGUUAUGGCCCCAUGGGUCUCUCUACCAGGUGAUGAUGUGCCUUUGCCUCUAUUGCUCCUCGAUGCUUGGGUGGCCCAGUGCCAAAUCAGUUUGAAAGGUGCUUGGUUUUUCCCUCAGGCACAAGAUUUGAUGGUCUGCGAAAUCAUUGUGCCAUUGGAUCGUUGGUGGCAGGACCAACUACUUGUAGUGUUUCGGUGUCGAUUUCCAGAGGGAAAUCUUGGCGAUAAGGCAGGUUGGACAGUCUCUGUCUGUGAGCAUGGAAGCCAGAGCGCUCUAGAGCUAGCAGGCUACAUCGAUCUAUUUCGUGUUUAUACUAAAUUCACGAUUCAAGAGGGCUGCAUUAAGUAUGUGGACACAAUGAAAGAUAUCGAUGCACAAGCUUUACCCUCUUGA
Cantharellus anzutake is the source of this 591-nucleotide messenger RNA. RefSeq lists its product as uncharacterized. NCBI's taxonomy places the organism in Eukaryota, Fungi, Basidiomycota, Agaricomycetes, Cantharellales, Hydnaceae. The coding region runs from base 1 to 591 and encodes 196 amino acids. The transcript has 4 exons. The record is from RefSeq and is a predicted model, not a curated record.